Messenger RNA from Purpureocillium lilacinum, 585 nucleotides. RefSeq names its product NADH:ubiquinone oxidoreductase 21kD subunit. Lineage: Eukaryota; Fungi; Ascomycota; Sordariomycetes; Hypocreales; Ophiocordycipitaceae. Gene Ontology annotation, biological process: electron transport chain. The record is from RefSeq and is a predicted model, not a curated record.
AUGGCAUCGCUGCGAAUCCAGGGAGCCGGCAAGAUGCUUCGCAGUGCCACGACGGCGCGUGUGAGCCUGCCUCUGGCUGCUCGACGCUUCCAGAGCGCGGUCACGACCACGAACACGGUUCCCAGCGUCAACCAGCCCGACUACGACGCCCCGGCAGACAAGGCGACUUCUACUUUCUCUCCCGUGCCGAAGGCAGUUCAAGAUGGGAGCGAGGACAUCUUCCCCGCAGCCGUCAUUUCUGGCGCCCCAAUGGAGCUCCAGGCCCGGACUGUCCGAAUCUACAAAGAAGCGAAGCCUGCGACGCAAUCCGGCGACUUCAGGGGGGAGCGCUGGCGAAUGGACUGGGACAUUCUUCCGAAGGGUCACCGAUGGGAGAACCCGCUGAUGGGAUGGCAAUCGUCCGCCGACUUCAUGCAGGGGACUCACAUCAACUUCAAGUCCAAGGAGGACGCCAUCCACUUCGCCGAGAAGCAGGGCUACGAGUACUUCGUUCAAGAGCCCAACUCUCGCAAGUUCACGCCCAAAGCCUACGCGAACAACUUCCUUUACUCCCCCAAGAAGCUGAAGCAUAUCCGGACGAAAUAG